Culex pipiens pallens (northern house mosquito) is the source of this 1770-nucleotide messenger RNA. Its product is annotated as cytochrome P450 6a8-like. Lineage: Eukaryota; Metazoa; Arthropoda; Insecta; Diptera; Culicidae. The record is from RefSeq and is a predicted model, not a curated record. The transcript has 2 exons. Gene Ontology annotation, molecular function: iron ion binding; monooxygenase activity; heme binding. Bases 151 to 1653 code for a protein of 500 amino acids.
CAGCUGGGCUGGGAGUCAAUAAAAACCCAGAUCCCGUGGUCGGCAGCAAGCCAUUCGUGAAAAAGUGUUUGAACAGCUAGCAUCGUUCAAGCGAGGGGUUUGAGUGGUGCUGUAACUAACUCGAACUUCCGGUCAAUUAACGGAAUCAUCAUGCUGGAACCGCUAGAUGCGAUCAUCACCGUGGCGAUGAUCUGCUUGGGUCUGUACUUUUACAUGGACAAAAAGUACUCGUACUGGAAGGACAGAGAUGUGCCGUACUUGAAGCCGGAGUUCUUCUAUGGGAACUCGAGGACGAUGACCCGGACGGAGCAAACGGGUCAGAUGUUCGCGCGGUUCUACGAGGAGUUGAAAGGGGAAGACCAUCCGUUUGGUGGGGCGUUUGUCUUUACGAGGCCGAUCGCGAUCGUGACCGAUCUGGAGCUGGCCAAGUGCGUGUUUGCGAAGGACUUCCAGUACUUCCACGAUCGUGGGACGUAUUACAACGAGAAGUACGACCCGCUUUCGGCGCACAUGUUCAACCUGUCCGGACCCAAGUGGAAGAAUCUGAGGCAUAAGUUGUCACUGACGUUUACGUCGGGCAAGAUGAAGAUGAUGUUCUCGACGAUCAUUGCGGCGGGGAAGCAGUUCCGGGACUUUUUGGACGAGAAAGUUAGUCAUGAGAGUGAGUUUGAGCUGAAGGACUUGUUGGCGAGGUACACGACCGAUGUGAUUGGGAUUUGUGCGUUUGGGCUUGAGUGUAACUCGAUGCGGGAUCCGGAUGCGCAGUUCAGGGCUAUUGGAAGGAAGAUCUUCGGGAAUCCUCGAGGAAUGGUCAAGGGAUUCUUGAUUGCGACGAUGCCACGGUUUGCACAGUUCAUUGGGGUAAAGGAGAUUCUGCCGGAAGUGUCCGAGUUCUUUUUCAAAGUGGUGCGUGAAACGGUGGACUACAGGGUGAAGAAUAAUGUUAAGAGGAACGACUUUAUGGAUUUGCUGAUCCAGAUGAGGAAUCCGGAUGAGAGCAAGAGUGACGAUGGAUUGCUGUCCUUCAACGAGAUCGCAGCGCAAGCGUUUGUGUUCUACUUGGCUGGGUUCGAGACUAGCUCUACGCUGCUAACGUGGACUCUGUACGAGCUGGCUCUGAAUCAGGACAUCCAGGAGAAGGGACGUCAACACGUGAGGGAAGUCUUGUCCAAGUACAACCGAGAGAUUACCUACGAAUCCGUUACCGCCAUGAAGUACCUGGAUCAAAUCUUGCAAGAAUCUCUCCGCAAAUAUCCCCCAGUCCCUAUCCAUUUCCGCGAGGUGGCCAAGGACUACCAGGUUCCGGAAACUAAGACGGUCCUCACAGCCGGUACCCGCGUGUUCAUCCCGGUGCUCGGAAUCCACCACGAUCCGGACAUCUUCCCCGACCCGGAACGCUUCGAUCCAGACCGAUUCUCGCCGGAGCAGGAAGCCAAACGCAAUCCGUACGCGUGGACUCCGUUCGGCGAGGGACCUCGAAUCUGUAUUGGGAUGAGAUUCGGAAUGAUGCAGGCCCGCAUUGCACUGGGUUAUCUGCUGCACAGUUUUAAGUUUUCAAUCGGGAAAAAGUGCCAGGUGCCGCUGCAGAUGGACGAGAAGAGCUUUGUGUUGUCGCCGAAGGGGGGACUUUGGUUGAAGGUUGAGAAGAUUUAAUGUUUUCUUAUGUUUUGCCAUAUUGAGACUUUUUUACAAUACAAGAAUUGUCUAAUUUAUUUGAUAUUUGAUGAUAGUUUUGAAUAAGCUAAAUAUAAAUUUUAAUAUACAUUACAA